Molecule: messenger RNA, 4863 nt
Organism: Plasmodium adleri (nom. inval.)
Lineage: Eukaryota; Apicomplexa; Aconoidasida; Haemosporida; Plasmodiidae
Product: conserved Plasmodium protein, unknown function
Exons: 1
Coding region: 1-4863 (1620 amino acids)
Source: RefSeq, a predicted model, not a curated record
AUGUUCCUUUUCUUAACAAAUCUUUGGAAGGAAAAAAAAAACCAAAAUUUCUUCUUUAAAUCAAUUACAACAAUCGAAGGCAAAUUAAAUGUAGAUAGAAAAAAAAAGAAACUUAGCUCUAAAACGACCAAAUAUAUUAAUUACAUAUUUUUAAAAAGGAAAAAGGCAGAACAAAAAAUCCAUCUAAAUAAUAUAAAAAGGAAACUUCUUAAAAAUAUCUCUUCUUCCUUGUCAAGCCCAUUAGAACCAUUCCACGUUAUUUGUAAUUUCAAAAAUGAUAAAUUAAAAGCUCUCAAAAAAUACAACAUAGAGGAAAAACAAAAUAAUGCACAGAAUCUCAUAAAAAAUAUAUCUCAACAAAAUGUGUCAAAUGUAGAAUAUCUUAAAUGUACUGCCUCCAAGAGAGGAGAAGAAAAUAAUCAUUUAAUUGAAACAAACUCACCAAAGGAGGAAAAUGGAUCUUUCAUCCAAAUGGGUGAUGUGAAUUGUGUCAAUUAUGAUAGGAAGUAUAUGAACGGACAGGUAAAUGUUACAAAUAGCCAAAAAAAUGAUAUGAACGGACAGGUAAAUAUUACAAAUAGCCAAAAAAAUGAUAUGAACGUACAGGAAAAUAUUACAUAUAACCAAACAAAUUAUAUGAACGUACAGGAAAAUAUUACAUAUAACCAAACACAUUAUAUGAACGUACAGGAAAAUAUUACAUAUAACCAAACACAUUAUAUGAACGUACAGGAAAAUAUUACAAAUAGCACAAUCCUUACAAGUGAUAAUCCUUCUGGAAUGCCCAUUUAUAACGACACCGACUCUGAUAGAUACCUAGAAGAAAAUAAAUUCCUACCAACGGUGUGCAUCAAGAAAGAUAAAGAAAUGAAAGAUAUAAAGAGUUGGAAUAAUAUCAAUAACAUUAUAGACCUUAGAAAGAAUAAGGAGUUGUGUAACAUAUAUUUGAUUACUAGUAUGAUAAAUAUAUAUCAUGAGAAUAAUUACAAUUAUAUAAUAUUAAAGAUAUUAAAAGAGAUGAAGCAUAUCCAUUGUAUGAGUAUGAAGCAUAUAAGUUUAAUUAUAUACAAUAUGUAUAAAUAUUAUUACAUUCAAUAUAUAAAAAAUAUAUUUUAUAGAUCAGACGAAAUAAAUCGAACUAACUUUUAUAAUAGUUAUUACAUGUUUCCAGAAGAUGGCAUAUUAUAUAAUAAUGAGUUUAAAAUAAAAGAAGUGUUGUUAGAUGUAGAAAUAAUAAAAAAGUUUUUACUAUCCAUAUCAGGUAUAAUUAAGACGAAUAUAUAUGACGAACGUGAUAUGAAUGUGUUAAGUAAGAUAUUGUUUGUAUAUUGUUUUUUUGAAAUAAAUAAUAAAGAAAUGAGUGAAUUAUUAAUUGAUAAAAUUUUGAAAAGUAUGUAUAUAAAAGGAAAUAAAAGAAUAAAAUAUUUUUCUUUAAUAUCUUUAUCUUUUGAGAAGUUAAAGAUAUAUUAUUCUAAAGUACAUUUAUUACAUUCUAAUUUAUUAAUAAAAAAAAUGAAUAAAUUAAUAAAAGAGCAUAAUAAUAAGUUAAUUAUAAAUAAUAAAUAUAAGAUGAAGAUGAAAAAGAAAAAAUUAGAACGUAUUAAUUUAUUUCAAGUUCAUAAAAAGGACAAAAAAUUUUUGUUAAUUGAUAUGAAGGAUAUUAUAACAUAUUUGUAUAUAAUUAAGAAGAAUAAUAUAAAAAAUAAUAAAUUUAUAAAGACCUUGUUAAAAUAUUGUAAGAUAUUUUUGUUUAAAAUAAAUUGGGAAGAUACAAAUAAUAGUUAUAUAUAUUCUUAUUAUCAUAAAGUAAAUAAAAAAUCAUAUAGAACAUUAGAUUUAUUUUGUAAUGAGGAAAAUAUCAUACCAUUGUGUUAUCAGAAUGAUAUGUUAAGAAAUAUAAAAUUAUAUAAAUCGUUUGAAAAUGAGAUGGAAAUAAAGAGAAAAAAAAAUUUAUUAAAUUCUUAUAGGGAUAUUAUUAUAUCAAAUAGAAGAAUUAGAGGAAGAGGAAAAGUUAAGGUUAGACUAAUAAAUAGUCAAAAUAGAAAAAAAAAAAUAUCUCAUAAUAAUAUAAAUAAAUAUUUAGCUUUAUAUUCGUUGUAUAAUAUAAAUAAAACAGAACAGAAUUAUGGAAUACUUACAAAUGAUUAUAGAAAUAAUGUAUUAAGACAAGUGCAAAAUAUUAGGAGAGAAACUAAGUCUAGAGAGAAAUUAAUAUUUAUAAGAAGGAGAUCAAAGGAGAUGAUGGAAAAUCAUAAUAACAAUAAAGAAGACAAAAAUAUUAAAGAUGUAGAAAAAAUAAAUGAUAUUCUUAUGAAUAAUCAAAAUGAUAAUAAAGUAAUAAAUAGUGAGUUGAUUUAUUCAAAAAAUGAAAUGUUUAAUAUAUAUAAGAAAGGUAUAUAUAAUACUACUUAUGAUAAGAUGAAUAAAUAUUUGAAUAAUAAAAAUAAAUUAUAUGAUAUUGAAAAUGAAAAUAUAACAAAUAAAUAUGAUAUAAAUUUAAUAUGUAUGAGUAUAUUUCUUAAUUAUUUAAUUUCAUAUGAUUAUUUAGUUUUAAAAAAUAUUUCAGAGUUUAAUAGUUUAAUAGAAAUGUAUAUGAAUUUAAUAAGAGGUACUAACAUGAAGAAUAUCCAUUUUUUAUAUAUGUGUAAGAUAAUAGAAAUUAAUAGACAAAUACAUUUGUAUAAUAAUUUUUUAAUCAAAUUAAUUUAUUCAUCUAUUUUAUAUAAUUGUAAAAAUGGAUUGUCUUCUUUUCUUAGUAUGUUGAAGAUAGUAGGAAAUGUCAAUACAUUGAAAAAAACAAAUAAAAAAAUAAAAGACACUUUAAUAAAAAAAAAGAAUAAUUCUAUUGAUAGUACUGAUUGUUUCAAUGAUAAAAUAUAUGAUAAUUAUAAUAAUUAUUAUAAACCAUAUGAGAUAAAUUAUAAUGUUGAUGAUGACAUAUUAUUAUUUAAGUUAAAUCGUUCGAGAUAUAUGUGGUUAUAUUCUAUAAUUAAUUUAUAUAAAGAAUUAUUAAAAAGUAAAAUACAUGACUAUAUAUUGAAUGAUAUGUUGAUAAAAAAAUUAAUUGUCUUAAUAGAAAUAGAUUAUGAUUCUAAACAGUUAAGUUAUACACCUAUUUAUGGAUGUAUAAAGUUAUUAUAUAUGAUUGAAAAUGGUAUGAAGGUAAAUAUAAAUAAAAAAAAUAAAGAGAAAUAUAUUAUUAAUUUUAAAAAGGAUGAUGUUGAAGAGGAGGAGGAGGAGGAGGAAGAAUAUUAUAAUUCCUUACAGAAUACAUGUAACAAACUAUUAUUUAUAAUUUUAAAAAAAAUGGAAUAUAUUACAUUGAUCAAUACAAAUGAUAUAUUAUUAUUAUUAAAAAUUUAUAAAUAUAUUAAUAAAAUAAAAAUAUAUAGAAAAGGAUUUGAAAAUGAUAAUUAUGAAAUGAUAUUAAAAAUUGAUAAUAUGUUAAAAAAAAAAAUAAUUCUUGAAAAUAAAAAUAUAUAUAAUUUGAAUAUUAUAAAUUUUAUAAAAUUAUAUAUAUAUAGUGAUAAUAAAUUAAGGAAUGAACUUUUUCAUAUGACUAAUUUAAGUGAUCAUUUUUUAUUAUUAAUAAAUAAAAUGAAUAAUAAUAUGUAUUUUUUUGAUUUAUAUAAAUGUAUAUAUAUAUAUAUGUAUAAUUAUAUAGAUGAGGAAAUCAGCAAAUUAAAUGAUAAAAAAAUUUUUAUAAAGAAAGAUCAUAUUAUAAGUUCAAUAAAGAUGUUAGAAUUUUUAAGAAAUUAUAUGACCAAAAAUAUGAAUAAAAUACAGAAUAAAUAUAUUUAUAAAAUUAUAAUGUAUAACUUUUUUUAUAUAAAUCAUUGUAUAAAAUUAUCAAACAUGUUAUGGUCUUCUAAAUGUAGUAGCAAAAAAAAAAAAUUCAUUUAUAAUGAUAAGAUAAAUAUAAAUAAAUAUUACAAUUAUGAUUAUAUUGAAAAUAGGAAAAAACCAAAAAAAAAAAAUUAUAUAUUAUACAUGUUUAUAAAACAUGUAGAUAUAAUGUUUGAUAUAAUUAAUAUGUCCUUAAAAAAAGAAAACUGUCUAUUUUAUAAAAAAUUUAAUGAGAAAAAUAUAUUGAUUUAUAUAUUUUCUUUAUAUAUAGAAAAUAUGAGUAAAAACAAAAACAAAAUUAUUGGUAAUCUUUUUUUUUCUUCAAAUAAGAAUAGGACACAUGGAAAAGAAUUUCUUGACAUUUUAUCAAAAAAUAAAUUAUAUUUAUAUAAUAAUAAAAUGAAUACAUGUGAUGAUAUUAGACAUAUCACAUAUAUGAAUGUAUUAAUAUUAUUUCUUUUAUUUAAAUAUGAAAUAUUUUUUAAAUAUCAUAAUAGAUAUAGGACACGUCAUAGAAAGUAUAAUAAAAGUGAUCUAAAAAUGGAUGUUCCAUAUUAUAAAUGGAUUUACAAUAUAUUAUUAAAAUAUAAAGAUAAUAAAAAUAUUUUUUAUAAUAUGAUAUAUAUACAUAAUGAUGUUAUAUUUCUACAAGUUUUAUUUUAUGCGAUAACAAAAAAUUAUUAUAUUUUAAAUGAUAUGAAUCCAAAAAAUGUGGAAAACAUAUAUAUAAAUAAAAUAAAAAGAAAUAAUAAUAAUAAUAAUAAUAAUAAUAAUAAUAAUAAUAAUAAAAUGUUAUUACAAAAUUAUGAAGGAGAGAAUAAAGGAAAUAAAUCAAUACAAUAUGAAGAUGAUUUAUAUGAAUUAAUAAUAAAAAAUUUUAAUAUAUUAUCAGAUCAUUUAAAUGAUAAUAAAUAUUUGAAAAGUAUUAUAUACAAUUUUAUGGUACAUAAAAAUUCCAUUUCACAAAUGAUCAAAAAAAUUUUAAAUAAAAAUAAAUUAGAGAAAUAUGUUAUAUAA